Messenger RNA from Pygocentrus nattereri (red-bellied piranha), 3636 nucleotides. RefSeq names its product topoisomerase I binding, arginine/serine-rich a (gene toporsa). The coding region runs from base 255 to 2654 and encodes 799 amino acids. Lineage: Eukaryota; Metazoa; Chordata; Actinopteri; Characiformes; Serrasalmidae. Gene Ontology annotation, biological process: protein monoubiquitination; protein polyubiquitination. The record is from RefSeq and is a predicted model, not a curated record. The transcript is spliced from 3 exons. Gene Ontology annotation, molecular function: ubiquitin protein ligase activity.
CGCAGCGACUGGAAGCUGAAUAAUUCCUCGGGCUUGUUUGGGCGUUUGUUAUUGCUAAAUAGCUAAAAUGAUAAAUAAAUCUGCGCAUUUUUUAAAACGACUGUGCGCUUUAGGUCAUAUUUAGCUUGACGUAAUUUCGUCCACACUGUAAACCGUGUCAGCUUUUUCGGCUAAAUGAUUGUGACGUUAGCUGAGCUGAGCUAAGCUAAGCUAACCAACUGAGGUUUUACUGAAACGGAUCCAACUAUGGCAUCAUGGCCUCAACAAAGAUCAAACUUGGUGUCCUAAAGAAGAGUUCACCCACUUCUGUAUCAAAGACCAUCUCCAAGGAGACCUCUCCGGACUCAAAAUGCCCCAUAUGCCUGGAUCAGUUCAAAAACAUCUCCUGUGUAGACAAAUGCUUACAUCGGUUCUGUUUCCGGUGCAUCCACGAGUGGUCCAAGAAUAAAGCAGAAUGUCCGUUGUGCAAGCAGCCGUUCAGCUCUAUUUAUCACUCCAUAAAGGCUGAAGAUGAUUUUAAGCAGUAUGACCUGCGGCCGAGCGAGAACGGCUCUUUCGGCAGUCUGGCUGGCCAGAGGUUCAGGUACAGAACCACGCUGACUGGUGACCGUCGGGCCGAGAGACGAACGUCCCCUCCCCCAGACCAUGGGGUGAUGUUUGAGGGUCUAUCAGGUUCAGUUUCCCAUGGGAAUGACCGCGGUUUCCACCGGAUGGUGGCAAGGCUGGCGGCACGGCGGCAGGCGCAGGGCGAGGGCCGAACGCUGCGGACUCUCCAUGAGCAAGAGAUGAUCCGUUUCCGCCGGACACUGUACCGACGGGGCCUGUGGGUUCGGGGUGUGCGGGACGGUGGCCGGUCCAGAGAAAUAUCAGUUGAGUUCUUUAGAGGGAACCCCGCGUGCCUCCACCGGCUGGUGCCUUGGCUGAAGCGGGAACUAACAGUGCUAUAUGGAGCCCAUGGCUCUCUGGUCAACAUCGUCCAGCACAUCGUCAUGUCCCAGAUCACGCGCUACAACUUACAGGACCCAGCUGUGCUGCAGGAGCUCCGCCCCUUCUUGCUUUCUCGCACUGAGCACUUCAUCCACGAGUUCCAGAGCUUUGCACAGUCACCUUUCAACAUGGAGGCGUACGACCAGAAUGCCGUUUACGAAUGCUCGGCUCCUUCUGCUGAGGAGAACAGCGGCUCAGACUCAUCUGUCAUCACUGUCUCUGAGGAUGAGACAAAUUUGCCAGGAACAGGAGUCCAGGCUAGCUCAGCUAUGCUAAGUCAGACACCGUGGGACGAUGAAACUCCGGGUCCGUCCUAUUCGACAGACCUGCCUCGGGUUUUCACCGUUUCCGUGACUUCCAGCGACUCAGACAGUGAAGAAGAAGCAGGACCUUCCACAGCUCCAACAGCUCCAGCUGGAGCCGAGGUAGAUGAGGAAAAACACAGCAGUAGCAGUGAAGAAGACUGUGUUAUCGUUGGUUACGUUAAACCAACAGCGGAAAGGACCCCUGAGCUGGUUCAGCUUUCAUCUGAUUCUGAAGCAGAAGAAACAGAAAGUAAUCAAACGUCUCAGCUUCAGCACAUUCAUUUCUCCUCACCACCAGACUUGCCAACCUCACCAAGCUCCAACCAAUCAGCAGUCAGAGAAAAGUGCACUUACAGACAUACGAGUUUGAGUAGAAGCAGGCCAUCCCCAUCACAUGACCACCAUCCACCAUCUGCAAGACGGUCUUCUAAAAAUCCUCGGCAUAAGAAAGAUGUCCAUGACAGAAGACACCACUCAGAGAGGAAAUGGAAAGAUAGAUCCAGAUCCAGAGAUGGUUCCUCACAUUGCCACAGGAAGCGCUCUAAGGAUAGGAGACAAACCCAAGACGUCUCGUCUUACCAUCACUUACACACACGCCACAGCUCUGAAAGGGGCACCAGCAGUAGAUAUUACACUCAUGUGCACUACAGUAGCAUAGACAUCAAUCCAGAAAAAUACACUCGUGCACGGUCGCGAGAACGUUCUCGUGCACGGUCGCGAGAUCGGUCUCGUGCACGGUCGCGAGAUCGGUCUCGUGCACGGUCGCGAGAUCGGUCUCGUGCACGGUCGCGAGAACGUUCUCGUGCACGGUCGCAGACCAAUUAUCAUUCUCGCUCGCGCAGUAGAAGCUGGAGCCGAAGUCUGAACAGGAGGCACUCUAGAAACUCCUCUCCUUCUGCCACCUACAGGAGGUCAAGACACGAUAAACCCAGCGGAAAGCGUAAAUACAAAUCCCUUCAUCUAGAACCUUCUACAGCUGGGGCCACUGAUGCUCCAGCGCAGGAGAAUGGAAGUAGAGAGAAACGUGAGAAAAAGAGAAGGAGCACCAGUGUAGAGAUCAUUUAUGAGGACGAGUCUGGAAAACAUCUCAGGAAAAAACACCACAAAAAGAAGAAGAAACACAAGAAGAAGAGGAAGAGGAGUAAAGAGAAGUGGGAAAAGAAGUCACCGACUGUCAUCACCAUCAACAGCGAGAGUGAUUUUGAUGAGACCAGAAACCACACAGUUAUGAAUCUCCCUACAGGCAGCAAUGUUAAUGAUGCCGAGUCCCCUAGCACAACCCCAAACGUCGCCCACAGUGAAAGAGAUUCAGGUGAAAACACAACGGCCCCCCCGUCUCCACACGAGCAACAGUGCAACUAGUGCUACUGCCUCUAGCACAAGCCCUGUAGAUCUGUCCCAGCUGUCCAGAGCAAACACUCACCCUGCAGAUCCGCCACGACUGAUCAGCAGCACUGUCCAGUCCUAGCCAUCAGGAACAUCAAAACACACCAGCAUUUGCUGGACACGGUUUCGCUGAAGGCCCAUCGUCAUCGUCGAACUGGUCUUGGACGGACGUGCUGGAGUUAUUUUCAUCAGAGCAGUCGAACUGAAACUGGCCUGCAGACCAAUACGUGCAAUCUUACUGUGCAUUAUAAUGCAUGAGGAAUGGAUAUGAUUCUGUUAUUGCCAAAAAAGUUUAUUUUCAUAGAGUUUAAAUGAAAAUCAUUUACAACGUGAUGGAUUUCUUUAUUCUGGUUUUAAUGUUGGUGAUCUCGUAGCAUCACUUGUGUUUCACACUUCACUUCUGUAAAGCUGGAUGAACCGUUCUCAGGGAUAAAGACCGUGGCUGAAGUUUCUCUCGGCCGCAGCGUUAGAACUCGAGGUCACUGGUAUGUUGACUGGGAUCAGUUUGUAAAACAUUUUUAGGAGGAGGACGCUGCCGGUUUACAGUGUAAACAGUAGAUAUACUACCAGGUCCAUAAAUGUUUGGACACAGAGUUACUGUUCUCAGUUUGUUGGAGUUGAAAUUAAAUCAUGAGAAUGAGCUCCACAAUGCAGACGUUUAUUAUUAUUUCCUUUUAAUAAUUACAUCCAAAUUGGGUGAAUGCUGUAGGAGUUGAGAUGUUUUUCCAGAUUAGCCCUCCAUUCUUAAUUGAACAAACUACUGAUCAUAAAUGAAACUGUCAUUUUAAUACUUAUUUGAAAAUCUUUUGCAGUCAGUGUGUCUGAAGUCUGGAAGCCAUGGUCUUCACCAGACUGUACAUGUUCAGUGCAGUUUAUAAGGGAAAAAUCUAACAUGAGGCUGAACGUGGCGCCUGAAAUGCCUUCGGUAUGCAAUAAAAUCCAUCCUGUGAGGCCAAAA